UUUAAAUUUCUUUUGUGCACCACACAAGUGUAGUCCCCUACCUCCCAAGCUCCCUAGCACCAUAUGCUAAGGUCGUUAACAACUUCAAUGGGAAUUGUAUCAGUAGCACCAACUCAGACUGUGGUGUAUUUGGUCCCUCGGUAUCCUCCAUCAAUCUCCACAUAUCUCUAUGCUUCUUCUCUUACCAAGGCUAAGACCAUUCAUCAACCCACACAAUCUUAUGUUCACUCCAAAUCAGUAGAAACUGCAAUAGAGAGUACAUCACAGUUGGUGCCAUUCCCAUUGUUGACGAAUGGGAAUUACACAGCAUGCACCAUUCCUUGGAGGUUCCCUUCAGACGAUCCAAGCAUUCCCACUCCCACCGAGCUAUCUUGGAUUAAUCUCCUCCUCAAUACUAUCCCCACCUUCAACUCUGAUUUGGUACAGGAAGCAUGCUGAGAAUGAUACUUCUGUUCCUGAUGCUGCAAAUAAAGCUGAAAAUUUUGCUCAAAGGUAUGCUAGAAUACUUGAAGAUUUCAAGAAAGAUCCUGCAAGUCAAGGCAGGCCUCUUGAUAUCCUUAUUCUAUGCAGACUUCGUGAGCAAGUCCUUAGAGAACAGGGAUUCAGAGAUAUCUUCAAGAAAAUAAAGGAUGUAGAGAAUGCAAAUGCCAUAUCCCUAUUUCAGAAUGUUGUUCAUCUUAAUGAUGCCAUUGAAGAUGAAGGGAAACGACUGGAGAAUUUGGUUAGAGGAAUUUUUGCAGGGAACAUAUUUGAUCUUGGUGCUACACAGCUUGCAGAGGUUUUCUCAAGGGAUGGAGUAUCUUUUUCGACUACUUGUCAAAAUCUUGUCCCUCGACCCUGGAUUAUUGAUGACCUUGAAACUUUCAGAAUAGCAUGGAGCAAGAAGUCCUGGAAGAAGGUAAUCAUAUUUGUGGAUAACUCUGGUGCAGAUGUCAUUUUGGGUAUUCUGCCAUUUGCAAGGGAGCUCCUUCGACGUGGGAGUCAGGUUAUAUUGGCUGCUAAUGACUUACCUUCCAUCAAUGAUGUGACUUACUCUGACCUAAUUGAAAUUAUACCAAAGUUAAAGGAUGAAGAAGGACGUCUCACGGGUGUCAGUACUUCAAAUCUUCUAAUUGCCAACUCCGGAAAUGAUUUACCUGUUAUUGAUCUUACAAGGGUGUCACAAGAACUUGCAUACCUUGCUAAUGAUGUAGAUCUUGUCAUCUUAGAAGGGAUGGGUCGUGGAAUAGAAACAAAUCUUUAUGCUCAAUUUAAAUGUGAUUCCCUUAAGAUUGGGAUGGUAAAACAUCCUGAGGUUGCAGAAUUUCUUGGGUCACGUUUGUAUGACUGCGUGAUCAAAUACGAUGAAGUUUAGAGCUUAUAAUUAAGUUGAUUCUUUACUUUGAUAAAUACCUAACACUACAUUUGCAAUUUCAACUGCAAAUUUCCAAAUAAUCAAAAUUGAAAUUUUCAAUUUUUUCAAUGUACAAUUACUUUUUCUUUUUGUAAACAAGGUCAUUACUCAUUACAAGUCCGAAUUUGGAUCAACAAUGCUGGAAAAAAAAUCUGAACCCAUUAAAUUUAA
This is a messenger RNA of Glycine soja, 1564 nucleotides long. RefSeq lists its product as uncharacterized. Gene Ontology annotation, molecular function: ATP binding; pantothenate kinase activity. Gene Ontology annotation, cellular component: cytosol; nucleus. Bases 293 to 1354 code for a protein of 353 amino acids. Lineage: Eukaryota; Viridiplantae; Streptophyta; Magnoliopsida; Fabales; Fabaceae. Gene Ontology annotation, biological process: coenzyme A biosynthetic process. The record is from RefSeq and is a predicted model, not a curated record. The transcript has 13 exons.